AUGCACGCCUUGCACAAGGAUGGUGCCGAGGCAUCACUUUUGAAUAGCGAAAGCCGCGGCCGCGUGGCGUUGAUCGACACCUCCGCCUACGCCUCCGACAUGAACAUCUCUGCCUUUGUGCCGCAGCAUGCGAUGAAGCCGUAUCGGGUGCUUGCGGCGAUGGAGAUAGUGCGGAAGCUCAAGAUCGAUGCUCACUGCCGCACUGUUGUGCCGCCUCUGGUGAAGGUAGAGGAGCUGAUGGCAUACCAUACCGACACCUACCUGGCGAACCUCGGGGUGCAUAGCUGCCGCAGCUGGCUGUGGAAUGCGGAGACGUCGAAAGUGUUCUUCUCUGGAGAUUGUCCUCCGGUCGAGGGGCUGAUGGAGCACUCCAUUGCUACAGCCAGCGGGACGUUGAUGGGGGCGGUGCUGCUGAACAGCGGCCAGGUCGAUGUGGCGGUGCACUGGGGUGGUGGGAUGCAUCACUCAAAGUGCGGUGAGUGCUCCGGGUUCUGCUACGUGAACGACAUUGUGCUCGGCAUUCUCGAGCUUCUGAAGUGCCAUGACCGGGUGCUGUACAUUGACAUCGACAUGCACCACGGCGACGGCGUGGAUGAGGCCUUCUGCAGGAGCGAUCGCAUCUUUACACUGUCACUGCACAAGUUCGGAGAAAGCUUUUUCCCCGGGACGGGGCAUCCGCGCGACGUCGGCUACGGUCGUGGACGCUACUACAGUAUGAACCUGGCUGUAUGGGACGGCAUCACCGACUUCUUCUACCUUGGUCUAUUCAAGCAUGCACUGCACUCCAUUGUCCGUCGCUACUCACCAGAUGUGAUUGUCCUUCAGUGCGGCGCCGACUCGCUCGCUGGUGAUCGCCUCGGCCUGCUCAACCUGUCGUCCUUCGGUCAUGGGCAGUGCGUGCAGGCGGUGCGUGAUCUCGGUAUCCCGAUGCUGGCGCUCGGCGGGGGCGGCUACACGAUUCGCAACGUCGCAAAGCUGUGGGCGUAUGAGACCAGUAUCUUGACUGGCCACCCGCUGCCGCUGAACACAGUACUUCCAGUUGCCGAGAUGCCACUGAGCGGGUGGCUCUUUCAGGACUCGCCCUUGCUGAUUGUCGCGCAGGACCGCAGCAAUCAUGUCUUACCAGGGCUUCACUGUCAGCGUGCGUACCAGAUGAUGGUGGAGCAAAUCGACCGCCACGUGCCGCAUAUCGAACCUCAUCCACGACUGCAGAAAGCUGCCGCCGCCACAGCAGUCGCAGGAGGGGAGGAGAAGCAGGAGGAGGACGGCACGGCAGCCAUCACAGGCGUCAGGAGAUAG
Leishmania braziliensis MHOM/BR/75/M2904 is the source of this 1299-nucleotide messenger RNA. Its product is annotated as putative histone deacetylase. The transcript has a single exon. The record is from RefSeq and is a predicted model, not a curated record. Gene Ontology annotation, molecular function: histone deacetylase activity. NCBI's taxonomy places the organism in Eukaryota, Euglenozoa, Kinetoplastea, Trypanosomatida, Trypanosomatidae. Bases 1 to 1299 code for a protein of 432 amino acids.